Messenger RNA from Acanthamoeba castellanii str. Neff, 1155 nucleotides. RefSeq names its product WD domain, G-beta repeat-containing protein. The record is from RefSeq and is a predicted model, not a curated record. The transcript is spliced from 11 exons. Gene Ontology annotation, molecular function: protein binding. Lineage: Eukaryota; Discosea; Longamoebia; Acanthamoebidae. Bases 1 to 1155 code for a protein of 384 amino acids.
AUGGCCCCCCCGCUUGGGGCGCACCUCCUCAGCUUCCUCACCACAGGGGAAGGGGUGGAAGCAGAGGUUUGGCGAGCGGGUGCGCCUGGCACGUCCCUGGAAAGAGGUAGGACCUCCACCAACUCCCGCCUGCAACCACCUGACGAUCAUCAUCGGUCUGCUGCUGUUGUUGACCCGCGAGCUCUCCUACGACGACAGGGCCGGUACCGGAGUCACUUGACAAAGGUGGACAUGUCCGUCGAGCGAUUGCAGCUGGUCGACAACAAGGUGUUCUGUAGCAGCAACAAAGCCUCAAUCGACUGCUACGAUUGGUCCACAUCCGAGUUGAAGCUUAAGUACACGGCCGGUGACGCGAAGUCGAAUCGCUCGUUCCUGGGCUUCCACUACAACCCGCACACCGACCUCCUCGUCACCGGAGACCACUCCUCGCCGGCCCUCCUCGCCUUGGACGGGACCACCGGCGAGAUCAAGGCCGAGCAGACGGCGCACCGGCACGCGCACAUGUGGACCGCGCAGUCCGAUGACGAGAAGGCCGUGCUGGGCAUAUACGACACCAUACAGAUCUGGGACCUGCAGGCGAACAAGUUGUUGCUCUCGACCGAAGGCGCACACAAACACAAUGACCAGAUACGCAGCCUAUUGUUCCUGGGGAACACCCUGCUGACCGGAGGAGCGCUGGGCGACAACACGGUCAAGGUGUGGGACCUGCGCCGCCCGGUGAAGCCCGUGGAAGAGGCCGAGAUCGACAACGGCGUCUGGUGCAUGGACUUCGACGGCGAGAAGCUCGCUGCGGGCACCUUCAACGACAUCCACCUGUGGGAUCUCCGGCACCUCCUGCAAUCCCUGGCCACGGUGCGCGCGCACGAGGGGCACAUCAACAUGGUACAAUUCGACACCGAGAAGCUGGUGUCCGGUAGCAACGACAAGACGAUCAAAGUGUGGGACGUCGAUACGCUGGAACUGUGGCACACCAUCGAACCCUCCCUGGGCAUGGUCCGAAUGGGGCAAUAUCAUGACAACGUCCUAGUGGCGGGAGGCACUGAGGGGCAAAGCGUGUGCGCCAUCACCUUCGACACGAGCGAACCAGCGCGGAGCAGCAGGCCGCCUGCCGCCAAGCAACCAGCACCCCCACAAAGCUUGGACCUCUUCCCGUGA